AGGGGCGGAGACAAGCUUGCCUUUGCAUCCAUAGCGAAUAAAGCGGCGUAAAAAGGGCACAGCCUCGCUGUGAGCCGCUGUGGGGAAUUAGUUUACAAUAGGAAACAACAAGCUCCUCUCUGGGUUCUUCUGGGACAUAAUGGGUGGAUGUUUUUCGGUCGCAGAGGCGAGUCACACAGCACGGUAGGCAUUUUUCUCCCCCCCACCACCACCGGUGCUGCUGCUGCUGCUGAACUAACCAGAAUCGUCUAUGGUGGAGUGACACUGGGAUCCGAACAAGAAACAUAGUUCUAAGUGCGGCUGUUAUAGAGAGACGCAACAUUGUAACCGGGGAGGAAACGCCGCAGGGUUACAUUAAGCGGAUACCAGCUGGAUUUUCCUGCGCGUAAUGUUACAGAGCAUCCCCCGCCGCUGUUAAGCCCCGUGGGCUAGCUAUGAAAAGUGGACUGUCUGGUUUGUUUUCUCCAUCCACUCCCAGUUUGCAUGGAACAAAGUGUGCUUUAUGAAACACAACCCGCACCGUGAGUGGGAUCCAGUGCGGUUCGUCGCCGUGGGUUUAUGUGUCGUAACGUUUCUGGUCCAAGGGUCCAGCGUCUCUCCACUCCCGAAAUCAUCAUGAGGACCACCGAGGAGCCAGAGGGCUUUGACGGCGAGGCCUCCAACACUUCCAUGAUCUCCGGGGCCAGCAGUCCCUAUCAGCCCACCACCGAGCCCGUCCACGCGAGGAACGUUUUGGGGGGGAUAAGGUGCGACGUGGAGUACCUCAAGUCGUACUUUGGGAUUUUAAAGGUGGUUGAAGUGGUCCUAUCCCUUAUUGGAUUCAUCUGCAUAGAGACUAUCAUGAUGUGUUCUCCCUGUGGAGGGGUCUACUUCUUUGAGUUUGUCAGCUGCAGUGCCUUCGUGGUGACGGGAGUCCUCCUCCUGAUCUUCAGCCUGAACCUGCAUACCAAGGUGCCCCACGUCAACUGGAGCCUCACGGACCUGGUUAACACUGCUGCCAGCACCUUCUUCUUCUUCUUGUCAUCUCUUGUGCUGGCCUGCAUCAACCACAGCACUGGAGCCGAAAUAGCAGCAGUGAUCUUUGGCUUCCUGGUGACAGGUGUGUACGGAAUUAACACCUUCCUGGCGGUACGGCGGUGGCGCCUUGGCAAUGGGUGUCAGGGGGCGACUCAGACCAGCGAGUACAUGCGAGCACGCACGGCAUCUCGUGGAGAAAUGGAGGCAAGACCUGAGCUUGCAUGAGUGCGGGCACACAAUGAGACAGACUAAGGGAAAGCCACGCUACCGGCAGCUGACUGAGAUGGAUGCUACUCCGCCUUGAGAAUGGUAUUUCAUUCAAGUCUUGAGUGGAAGGGCUAUCUCAAGCUCACCACCUGCUUUUGACUUCUCAUCACAACACCUCAGCUGUGCUUUCCGCCUGCCCAGCCACUGAAUAAAUCUUCAUUUCAUAGCCACAGAUGAGUUAUGUGGCUUUGUUCAUCAGUGACACAUAAAGACUCUAAAGUGAAGAGCUCAGAGUCAGAAUUGAAGGUAUUCUCUGUUAAAACUUUCAUCCACAUAUCUUUCUAAACCAGCGUGAAGGAUGAGUUCCGCGACGAUCCAAAAAAAAGAGGCUGACUUCACACCAACUGUGCACCAACCCCUAUUCUGGCGUAGGUGUUGACUUUUUAGAAUGUUUUGUGUUUCACUGUGAAUGAAGCAGAGGAAAAGAAAGGUCAGCUUUUGUACAGUUUGCUUAUUUUACGCUGCUUUCUGUGAAGUCUGUGGUAGUAAAUGUGAUCGGGGAUCCAGGAAGCCACUGGACCGGCAACAGACAGUAACCUGUAGUGCAACCGAAGCGCCAUGACUUUACUGUUCUUUCGUAGAUACUGACAUCAGCCUUCGGCUUCUACCUGUGAGCAAGGCUGACAAAAGAUAUUUUAAUCUAAAGAUUACAAAUGCUGACUUAAAGAGUGUGUUUCUCCUUUACAGCUUUAUACAUACCUUUUAUCAUGUGACCGUUAGCCACUAUUAAGAUCUUUCCGGCCAGCAAUUAUACAGUAACAGCACUGAACUGCAAUAAAAAUAGGCAGUACAGCAAUAUUUUAAGAGUGAAAAAGACUGAUUUCUUUGUAACACUUAACACAUCCAAUGGGUUUUACACAAUUGUAAUAACAAAAUAAAUACACUUCACUCCAUCUAUUUUAUCCCAGGUUGUGCCUAACAACUUGUUACUUGUGUAUGAGACUGGUAAUUGGUAUCUUGUUACUUUUGCAAAUGUCCAAAGCUUCAGGUAACUUAAAUGUUGGCGGUAUAGUUCAUGAAUCAUCAUUCAUUUAGAAACAAACAUCAUUAGGUGACCUGGUCAAGAUCAAUGCCCUUAGCCUAUACACUGUAUCUCAGGUAUUGACAAACUACUUUCAAUCUUUGAUUCUUAAAAAAACAAACAUUUGAAAUGAAAUCACAGGGUGCCUCGACCUGAACGCUGUAUUUCUUAAUGACUUCAUAAUUAUUAGACAUGAUAGGACUAUCAUAGAGAUGAACUGAUACUUUAAGUUACAUGAUUAAAAAAUGAAGUCAUGUGAAGGUGGCGACAGGUGGGAUGGAAAUUCUGUACAUUUAGUGCUAUUGCUGCAGCUUUUCCUCUAUUUGGUUGAUUGAAAAUGUGCAUAUGUAUUUACAGUAUAUCACACACUUCAUGUAUUAUGAAAUCAUUCCACAGCUGCAGCUGUUAUACAGGUCACAGAUACAGAGUGCAGAAUCAUGCCUUUAUUGUUCAGCCAGUGUACUUGACAGGCAAACAGGAGGAUUAAUCUUGAAAAAUCACAUAACAUUUGCUUUUUAGGAUGGAGGAAGAAAUGUCAACUUCAUUUUUGGUGACUUACAUUGUUCUAAUGUAUUGAAUCUACCCUAUAGUUACAUGUAUGUGUGAGUGUGUGUGUGUGUGUUUUCGGUGUUGUUUGAGACCUUUUUAUGUAUAUUAGGCUUGGGUGAGUUUGUGCAGGGUCUAAAUUGACUCUAUGGCUCCAUCUCCUGGUCUUCUUCUAAAAUGUAUUCCUUGUGACUUCAGUGGACUGACUGCACAGCCAGGUUAACUACAGGAGUGUGUGUAUAAGGGAAGGACCAGAUAUUUUAUUUGACUGUUCAGAAUGAAAAAUAAAAACUGUAUGGCUUCUUAAACAGCCCAAAAGUUACCAUACUAUACAGUAUGCUUGGUUAAUCAGGCUUUUCUCAUGUUUUUUGUAACUUAUAUCAUGUACAACUGCUAUUUUAAAGUAGUUUUAUGAAUAGACAAUCAUAUUUGUUCUUCUGUCUGUCACUUACAUUGAUGCAUUUGUUUCUGAGUUAUAUAAAAAUGUUCACAUAAACAUUUGUACAGGAAACGUUGCAGCACAAUCAUGCAAGUGCAUUAUGCUAUUUGAUAAUAUAAACUGACCAACAUAUUUGUCUUAAAACUAUCAAGCCACAGCUCUCUAUAUACAACUUUAUGCUACAAUAUAUUAUGAACUGUUUGUAUUUAUGAGGAAGAGAGAAAAUGCUUUCCACUAGUUUUAAUUGUUUGUGCUAUAAACAGUGGACAUGAUCAGUGUGACUGGAUGAAAUUAGAGGUGAGACGCUCUUCUGUUUCCUUUUAUUUUCUGUGUGCUUUGUUA
Molecule: messenger RNA, 3632 nt
Organism: Morone saxatilis (striped sea-bass)
Lineage: Eukaryota; Metazoa; Chordata; Actinopteri; Moronidae
Gene: cmtm4
Product: CKLF-like MARVEL transmembrane domain containing 4
Exons: 4
Coding region: 559-1242 (227 amino acids)
Cellular component (GO): membrane
Source: RefSeq, a predicted model, not a curated record